Messenger RNA from Necator americanus (New World hookworm), 804 nucleotides. RefSeq lists its product as uncharacterized. The transcript is spliced from 4 exons. Gene Ontology annotation, biological process: protein import into peroxisome matrix. The coding region runs from base 1 to 804 and encodes 267 amino acids. Gene Ontology annotation, molecular function: zinc ion binding. Lineage: Eukaryota; Metazoa; Nematoda; Chromadorea; Rhabditida; Ancylostomatidae. Gene Ontology annotation, cellular component: peroxisomal membrane. The record is from RefSeq and is a predicted model, not a curated record.
AUGGCUUGCGAGUCGUUACGUGUAGUGCAAGUGGAUGCGAAUAUUUUGGACCGCGAGUACAGCAAAGUGAUUGAGCAGCAGGUUACCCAACUCAUGGUCGAGCUCCCGGUUUCUAUCAGUCCUACCUGUCAGAAAAUGAAGCCUGAGAUACAGCUAUUACUUGAGGGAAUAUUAUGGACAUCGAGGAUUUAUAGAGGCGCCUCUCCUGGUCAAGUGGAAAUGGGCAUUUCUUACAAAAACUAUCCAUUCAGCAAGGUGUUUGCACAUUUCUUACUCUCAGUGGUCGUUCCUUAUCUUCGUGGUCGAAUGCCGGACAUUUUCGAUAGCCUUUUAGUUAGGAGAUGUUUGUCGAAAGCUGCAGCUAUGUAUGAGGUGAUAUCCAUUAUCCAUUACUUGAAUUUUCUUCGUGUUGGUGGUCACAGUACGCUUGUCGAGUCAUAUCUGAGCUUACGGAAUUGGAAUAACAGGCAACCUACUAUUGGCACCAUCAACUACGAGUCACAGAAUAGGGAACUAUUAUGGCACACGUUUCGCGACGCACUUCUGCUGCUUUGGCCAGCCUAUGCAGUUAUCUACGAAAAAUGGUCUGAACGACACAAACCAGAACCUCAAUCAAAUGGAGAGGUACUAAGCUGCGGAAAAUGUGGAAAAACUGCGGUGGUCCCGAUGCGAAUGAAAGGCUGCGGACACAUCGCUUGCUACUGGUGCGUCACGUCACGUCGCGCUGCAGAAUCUGCACAAUGUACCGUCUGUGGAAAGGAUGAGCAGAAUGUCACACUUGUGCGAGGGCGUGUGUUGAUGUAG